AUGGUCGCGCCAGGUGUGCCAGACCUCACGGAGGAGGUUCUCCACGAGUCGAUCGAUGCUCGGACCGAAUCGCUGGGCGCGCUGCGGGAGCUCGGUCCUCCCGAUCUCGUCCAUCUCCUGAAGCAAAGCGUGCGCAACCCAGGAAGACAGACCGGGGUCUACCAUCACGUCACCGGUGUCGACGCAUCUUCCUCGGCAAGCCUCGCGGCGUACAUCAACACCCUCACCUACAAGGACAACGGGCCCAACUCGACGGCCAAGAUCGUCGAGGGCCUCUACUGCUGCUAUAAUGCAUUCUCACGGCUGGACAUGCGCGUUCACGUGUCCAUCCCGGGAACGGUGGAGAGCUACUGCGUCGACGAACGAGGGGAGAAACGCAAGGCGUCGGAUGACCUUUGGCUUGAGACGUAUCUCUGCAGCGUCCUGAGGGCGUACUCGUACGCCGACGACGGUAGCGGCGACACGAUUCGCCGCAUCGUCGGCCGCCCGCUUCGACUUUCGGGCCGACCACACUCGCUGACCAUCGCAGGCUGGCAACUGGGAUCCGACUCCGUCGUGCAGGUGCCGACGAACGUGUCGAAUCAUCUAACGACGGGCCUGCUAAAGUACCUCGAGACGACGGGCCGGUACGCGUCCGGCAUCAAUCUGUUCGAGAAGCUCCGUACCCAGAGCAUCGAGGUUUCCUCCCUCCUGUCCAAGGUCUUGUUCAUGGGCAACGAGGAGGUGUCGGGGGUCAAGACGCUCUACAAUUCGCUUCAGGAGAUGCCCAUGGACUACGUCAUGCUCGACACACAGGCCGAGUUUCUCCUCAUGAAGGCGCAGAGCGCGGAGACGGGGGAAAUCAAGGAUGAGAGGCUCAAGAUGGCACUCGGCUGCGCCGACCGCAGCACCAUCGCGGCGCCGAGCGAGUUCGGCACGUGGGCUAGGCUGGCCCAGGUCUACCUCGCGAUGGAAGACUGGGAGAAUGCGCUGACGACGCUCAACUCGUGUCCGAUGUUCACCUACCAGGACAAGGACACGCCCCUGAUGCCGGAGCCGAAGGAGGUGUUUCUGCCGAUUUUGCCAGAGACGAGGCUGGACGAACUCGACAGCGAGCAGGACUCGAGAUUCUCCGAGCAGGUCGACUCGAGCCUGCUCGGCCUUCGGGCGGCAGCCUAUCGGGGCACCUUCAAACAGGCGUACAGCAUCCUGACGGAGAUGACCGCCAAGAUCGGAUGGGACCAGCUACUCAAGAUUCGCAGCAACGUCUUCGUCAUGGAGGACGAAUACAGAACGGAGAGGCAAGACUCGACACUCGCGCCCCCGAGACGGAGCCCCAGCCUCGACGGGUUGCGAGGGACACCAGAACCGACAACAAACGGCGACGGGCCAACGGGCGAGGGUGCGGGAAAAGCCGACGACGUUGCCGUCGAGCCGGCUUCCCGCUCCAAUGACGAGAUGAAUGGCGACGGCAAGAGCGAGGAGGGCAAGGGUGACGAGGGCAACGGCGAGGAGGGCCACGGCGAGGAGGGCCACGGCGAGGAGGGCCACGGCGAGGAGGGCCACGGCGAGGAGGGCCACGGCGAGGAGGGCCACGGUGAGGAGGGCCACGGCGAGGAGGGCCGCGGCGACGGAGGUGAUGAUGAGGACGGCAACGGUAUGAGCAAGGGCAAGGGCAACGGUAAGAACAAGGGCAACGGAAAGAGAAAUGGCAAGGGCAAGGGCAAAGGCAAAAACAAGGGCAAGGGUAACGGUAAAAGCAACGGCAACGGUAAGAGCAACGGAGUGGAGAAGCCGUCAAACAUGAUUGAUCCGCAGGAAGUCAAGGCGGAAGCCGAACAAGUGAGCACGCCACUAUCAGUCAUUCUCCCGAUCCUGUCGGUCCCUAACAGUUCGCAGAGCGCCACCAGCGACGAACACCUGUCUAAGCUCAACACGAAGCGGCUGUGCGAGAGGUGGCUGGACAGCCUGUUCAUGGUGCUCUACGAAGACUUGCGCGUCUACACGAUUUGGCGAACGCAGAUGGCGCAGUACCGGGCGCAGCAGAUGCAGUACAAGAAGUCGGCGGAGGAGUGGGAGAUUCUGGGCGCUCUGGCGGAGCGACUGCAGCACAUGGACGAGGCGGUCGAGGCGUAUCGGGCCUGCCUGUCGCUGCGCUUCAGCCCGAAGGCGCUGGCGGGUGUGCUACGGGUGUUUGAGAAGACGAAGAGCACGCGGGAGGCGGUUUCGGCGGUGAUCCGGCUCGUGACGUGGCAAUACCGCUGGUAUAGCGAGUUCAGCCCGGAGCUGCUGCACACGGUGCGGACGCUGAUCGAGGACGAGGGCGCCGUCAAGGUGAGGAGCAUCAUCCAGGCAACGAGCCUGCCGCAAAACGUGCUGGACCUGACGCACCACUACGCCGCUCUGUGCGCGACAUUUCGAAGCAGCGGAACCGACGGCUAG
Messenger RNA from Drechmeria coniospora, 2421 nucleotides. RefSeq names its product budding site selection protein. Gene Ontology annotation, molecular function: protein binding. Bases 1 to 2421 code for a protein of 806 amino acids. Lineage: Eukaryota; Fungi; Ascomycota; Sordariomycetes; Hypocreales; Ophiocordycipitaceae. Gene Ontology annotation, cellular component: exomer complex. The transcript is spliced from 5 exons. Gene Ontology annotation, biological process: Golgi to plasma membrane transport. The record is from RefSeq and is a predicted model, not a curated record.